Molecule: messenger RNA, 809 nt
Organism: Ictalurus punctatus (channel catfish)
Lineage: Eukaryota; Metazoa; Chordata; Actinopteri; Siluriformes; Ictaluridae
Gene: ubald1a
Product: UBA-like domain containing 1a
Molecular function (GO): protein binding
Source: RefSeq, marked provisional
GCCGGCUGUAAUGGUGGACGACUGAGAAAGGAAAGGGGAGAAACAUCAUCGGAAAAAUUGAAUCCCAGACCAAACACUACCGUCCGCGGCUCGGAAAUACACUCCGGCGAACAUGGAUGAACUAAAACAUCAAGUGAUGAUAAACCAGUUCGUCCUGACAGCUGGAUGCGCCGCAGAUCAGGCCAAACAGCUUCUGCAAGCGGCACACUGGCAGUUUGAGACAGCCCUCAGUGCCUUUUUUCAAGAGACUAAUAUCCCAUACGGUCACCAUCAUCAAAUGAUGUGUACACCAGCAAACACGCCAGCGACUCCGCCUAACUUCCCUGACGCACUCACCAUGUUCUCCCGCCUCAAGGCAUCGGAAAGCUUCAGCAGCAGCAGCAGCCAGUAUGGCGUAUGGCCACCUCUCCCCCUCCACCCGGUCAGCUGGGGCAUGACUCCACCCGUGGCCAGAGCAGGGAUUAUGGACAGGGCCCUCCAGGCACACAGGCCCACCCUCCCCCGGGCUGGCCAUCCACUGUCAACCAGCAAGCAGCCGCCGAACAGAAGGCCAGUGUGGCCAUGGAGGCUGAGAGAUGAGGAGCAGGACUGCAUGGCCCCUCUCCCGCUCUCUCUGGGGUGUUAGAAAAGGGGAGGAGUGAGACGAAAGGUAGGGGUGGGGGCGGGACAGGGGGCACUCGCUUUGUCUUCUCACCUUAAGAAGAGGUGGGAAGGAAAGAGCGAUACAAGCAAGAAUCCACCAAGCAACAUGGACAAUUAAGGGAGGGGUGAAGUAGAGAACAGCCAAUGCAAAGAUAAUAAAAAAAAAA